Messenger RNA from Colletotrichum lupini, 3927 nucleotides. RefSeq lists its product as uncharacterized. NCBI's taxonomy places the organism in Eukaryota, Fungi, Ascomycota, Sordariomycetes, Glomerellales, Glomerellaceae. The transcript has a single exon. The coding region runs from base 1 to 3927 and encodes 1308 amino acids. The record is from RefSeq and is a predicted model, not a curated record.
AUGGCGGCCCUCCCCUCCGGUUGGGAAUGGGACUACGAUGGCUCCCGCUGGUUCUACCGCUACAAGCCCAACGGCCAUGUCCAAUUUCACUUCCCGAAAGAGGGCGACGAGUUUCCAGACUUUGUCGAUUGCUUUUCACCAGCCCCCGAGCUUGCCCCCGAGGAGAAGCUUGAGAGCCAACAACAGCUCAAAAGACGAACCACGACCGAUGCCAAUCCAACAUCCAAGAUGCGCGCUACUGGCGGACCCAUGUCCGACUUUGGUAUGAGUCGAAGUGGUUUUGGAGGACCCAUGAGCAAUGACGAUGACGAUAGCGACGGCUUCUUCUUCCAGCCCGAGAACUUCAUGUACCUUGGCCCCGGCGCCUACGACGACAUCAGUCCGGAAGCUGACGAGGACGAUCGCGAGGAGGCAUUGGGUAGGCCGAAUGUUGGUGAAAGCGGCGAAGGCAGCAGUACCAAGAACCAUGCGAUGCUCGAUGUUGCCAGUAUGAAGUCGGGCGUAUCGCCGCUACAAAGCGAGACCAAUACACCCUCUAUCAUCAACAGUGUCCCUGUGCAAGGGGCUGAAGCUACGUCCGAGGCACGGGCAGAGACGACUACUGAGCAGCCUCUCAACGUCAACACUAAUACCAGCCCGGAUCCCAGCCAGGCCCUCCCACCCUCUCCUGGCGUUCCGCUCCUUGAUUCAGUCGAAAAGCCUCGGCCUGGAUUCUCAGCCAAUUUCUACAGUCCGCCAUGGGACCCAGUGGGUACCAUGGCCGAAAUGGCAACGGAGCACACGGCGCCAGCUCACAUCGAAACCCACCCUGACCCGGUUGAGAUGGCCGACACAGCAGUGCUAGCACCCAUCGAGACGAAUUUCGCCGACCUGGGUAUUGCCGAGUUACCAGAGCGGACGAGUCCGGCGGAGGCAAAGCCGCCAUCUGCUCAGUCUACCCACGAUUUUCUGCAUCAGACGAACAUGAGUGAUGCAGCCCUCUACGGCGCUACUUUUGGAACCGGAUCUAGGCCGCAAAAUUCAUCACCCUCUCGGAGAUCUACAGCAUCUCAGGGACCUCGACGCGAUUUAGGUACUGGGAUCACAACUCCUGAUCACUCUCUGCCAGAGGUGGUGCCUCCGCCGGCGCCGCAACCAACGCAAAGCCCCUCACCAACUCCGAGCGGAAGUGGUCCUUUCAACAUCAAAAGAAAGCCUUCCAAGUCGGCGGGCAAGCAGACUCAAUACCACCCUUAUGUACCCGGAGCAGUCAGCAGCAUAGCUACAGAGCAAUCGAGCACGACUGACUACAAACCCCGAGAACAUCGUAAUUCCCUUGCUCGGGAUGGGUCCCUAAUGAUAGGCCCACGAAACAAGUUCGACCAGACAAGUAUGCCCUCUGUUCUCAAGCCUCCUCAGCUGCCGCCCAAAGUUCCCAUGGACUCGUCUCAAGCCCCAAGCCCUCCCGCCAAUCACCAAAGAGCCCCCGGCACAGCCAGUCAAACUUCAGGCCUCGUCACACAGGGGCCUCUGCAACACUUCCCAUCAGUGCUGAAGCCAGCAAGAGGACAGCCACAGAGCAGAGCCCAGGACCCGUCGCUCCCGCAGUCAGCAUCUUCUGAUAGUCCAGGCAAGAAAGGGACAGGCAAGGAAACGCAAUACGCGGCAUUCCAACCAGGUCUCGCAAGCCAGAAGGCACCUUCACCGUCUCAUCAAGACAACACUCAAGCUUUUUCCUCCUCCGCCACAAUCUCGCAGACAUCUUCUAGUCGCCAAGGCCCGCAAGUUCAACGACCCGAGACGACGCCUAUUCAGUCAUCGCAAGACCAGUAUGGAAUAGCAAACCAAAGCGGUCAGCUUCCUGCAACAAACACCCCAUCUGCACCCGCCUUCCUUCAGCGUCCGCGAGCCCAGAGUGAAAUUCGCCAACAACCAUCUUCCGCUCUACACCGAACAUCGAUAGACUACCCUCGCGAUGAUACGCAAGGAUAUGACUCUAGACCAGACGGGGGACGACCUCGGCAGACGUCGUAUGCUUCAAGCGAGGUCUCGUCCCUUGGGCCCCCGACAGGCAGCCAGUCAUCAGUUCCCCUCCAAACUCCAUCACCGUUGGAGAGCGACGGAAGACGCCAUUCUUCCGGCUUCUUCCAUGGUGCAAACUCGAACUCUUAUUCCUCACAGUCCGGUGCUGGGUUCGGUACUGCAGGUUUGAGGACAGCAUCAACUUCUGGUCCCUCUGCUGCGCCGACGACAAUAGAGAAUUCCCGACAGGCCUACAAAUUCGCAGAGAGCCAAGCUCCUCCAGCUCGACCAGGGAAGAUUCCAGUAUCAUCAGUGGCCACGGCUCAUCCCAAUCAAGUCAUGGAGUUUCAGACUUCUCGCGAAUCUUACACCCCUUCGUCGAAUCGCCGUCACUCUCUGCCGCCUGGUAGCACGGCGAGCCAAACAGCGCUACCGGCGUCUCAGCAAUCGCAGCCAGAAAGAUACGAGUUGUCAGAUCAGAUUCAAGGCCAAACGCGGCCUCAUUUCGACUCGGUGCAUUGGGAGACAAGCGGCACUAGUGCUGCUGAGGCUGCUCAUGGCAUUUCAAGGCCGUAUUCAGUGCAUCCUAUGGCGAUGCAAUCAGGACAAUCUAGUAGUCCAGCCUCAGGAGCCAAGCCCGUAUUCACUUCACAACCACCAUACCCAACCGAUGAUAACCGCCAACCCGUGACACUGACAAAUCGCCCAUCUCGUCCCACAGUAACUCUGCCUCCCCAACAAGGUCUUGGCCCAAUGACCCCUUCCACGCCUAUAAGGUCUCCCGGUCAUCUACUUCACCCUAUUCACGAGCACAACGAGAUCGAAAGUGUGAUGAACUCUGCUCCUAAUCCCUCAGGAGGACGAAUUUCCCCAAAUACCCGAGGGUAUACUUCUGAAUCGAGUUUCGCUCCCCAUCCAGCUUACUGUCCAGUGGCGAGUAACACCCCACCGGAUCAAGCUACAGUCAACAUGGCAGGACUACCUCAGUCAAGCGCAAUGCGCCCCGGAUCAACCCCGCCCGUCAUGCAACAUUCGGCAAACGGAAAGGAAAAGGGAGGCUGGCUGUCCAAGUUCAAGAAAGGAGGCUCUAGCAAGUCCGGUGCCCUUCAAAAGGCCCCGCCGCCACCACAAGGAAUCCCGAUAGCUCAACAGCCGAUGCAUGGUGCACCUCCUCCGCCAGUUUCGAUGUCGGGAAACCUUAUGGCUGCCGGCGUAUCAACAGAUCCGAGGUUAAGCCAACAAGCGGUGCCAGUCAUGUCUGGACAACCAAGCAAUGUGCCCAACGCUCAAUAUACGCCAUUUGCCCUGUUAAGUAGGCCAGAAUCUUCGAGUAACCAGGCCUUCACUCCAAACACUAGCAGUCUUCAGCAAGCACCAGUUCGCCAGAAUUUCCCGGUUCAGAGCAACGCGUCUCUACCUACAGGGCUAGCGUCUCAGCCUAUCUCUCAAGCUCAAGGACACUCCAUGACCGGGGAACAGAUCCAACAACGUUCAGCCAGCGUGCCACCUGGAGGCUUGGUACUGCCCUCAGGUUCACCGAUGGACCAUAUGGAUAAUCUCUCAGACGCUGCUUCUGUUUCGACAAUGGACGUAUCUGAAGCCCAAGCACAGCCGGUACUAAGGCCGCAGCUUGUCACAGUUGAGCGGCAUGCUGCUCAGCCAACUCGAGAGCAACCCGUACCGCACAAUGUCGGCCACACUACUCAAUCGGCCCGGCCGACUCUUGAGGGGCGUCCUCUUGAUACCAAGGCGCUCGCAGACAGCGAAUUGACUGUCCCGCCUCUGUUCUCGAAGCCUCAGCCAAAUACUACCGUCAGCACCGUUCCUGUAGAUCAAGGUCCCGCUGCUCAGAACAAGUGGACGAAGAAAGCUGCUGUGGACUACUCUGGGGACGACUGGGGCGAUGACCCAUGGGACUAUCAGUAG